ACGAAUUGCAAAACACACAAUUUGUGCACCAAAACACCGAUUUUCUCAAUAUUCUUAGACAUAAUCUCGCCGGUUAAGUCAUAAACAGAAAGAAAAUGAUAUGUUGUAGACAAAAAUCAUAGGUUUUUUGGACAAUGGCCUACAUGAAUAUGAGUUUGAGGGCGUUUUGUGAGAAAAUUCACCCAGUCAGAAAAUCUUCAGUUCUGUACUUCGGUCCGCUUGGACAAUUUGAGGUCACCCAGGGUCGAACAAGGACAUUGCAUACAGUGUGUCAACAGUUCAGAGGCCAGAUUAGGUCUUCUUCGAAACUUAACAACAAACUUUCAAGUGACAGUGUUGUCACUCCUGCUUCAUCUGUGAUACUUUCAAGGAAUUACUGCCAUAGUCGUGGACCAGCGACAACUCUGGACGAUGGACACCACCGUGUGGCACCACCCUGGCGGAUAUUGUUCUUCGGUAGUGAUAGGUUUGGCAUCGCUGGACUUCACGCUCUUAACUUAAAUAGGUUGGAAGGAGGCAAGCAGAAGGUUGUAGACUCCCUGGAGGUGGUAGCAAUUUCUAAGCCAACUCCAGUGAGAAGUUAUGCAGCAAAAGCUGGACUUGAGACGUACGACUGGCCUGUACCUGUCAAUCAUAAUAAAUAUGACGUCGGUGUGGUGGUGUCGUUCGGUCAUCUUAUCCCGAACGAGAUCAUUCACAUGUUCCCGUACGGGAUUCUCAACGUUCAUCCGAGUCUUCUUCCAAGAUGGCGCGGGGCUUCGCCCAUCGCCCACACAGUACUCAACGGUGACGAAAUAGCGGGAGUGUCCAUAACCGAGAUACGGGCAAAGCAUUUUGACAUCGGUGCUGUCCUUCUGAGCGAUAUCUGUGAAAUGCACCCGAGGAUUACGACCCCAGAGCUUACACGGACCCUCGGACUGAUGGGCGCACAGCUGCUUCUAAAGGCAUUAUCCAACUUGCCCAAACUGGAACAGAAUGAGGUCGAACAGGAUUUAUCCGGAGUUACUUAUGCUCAUAAAAUCAAGCCCUCCAUGGGUCGGGUGGACUGGGUGACUGAGACGCCAGAGGACAUAGACCGCCAAUACAGGGCCUUGGCAGAUUCAAUUAGUCUUAGAAGUGAAUAUCUAGAUCAUCCUGUGAAGUUGUUAGACAUGGUAGAACCAAAAGAUAUGAAAGAAAUUUCCAAGGAGCUGUCGUCCAAAUUCACUGCCUACAACAUGUUGCGUUCAUAUCGGACGGACUUCAACGAAGACGUGAUGAUUUUUCACAAUUACGUCCCCGCGGGUCUGCCGUUUUACCACAGGCAGGAGAAGAUACUAUGUAUCAAGUGUAAGAGUGGCUGGGUUGGAUUCCAUAACGUCGUGAUUAAGAAGACGAUGUCUGCGGAAGCGUUUUACAAUGGCUACCUCAGCAAGCCGUACAAUCGGGGAGUCCUAUUCCAUAGUUUAGACAAUGCCAUUAAUAAGUACAUUUUGCGUACAAAAGUCGAGGCAUAGGAAACGAGUUUUGAAUUCGAAAGUGGAAGUUCUGAAGAUAAAGGAAACCUGUCAUGAAAUGCUUAUAAAAAUGGGGAGUUUUGAACAGCCCAGCAGGAAUAAGCUUCAAGGAUAAAUCUUAGCAGUUUCAAGUUCACCUCAGGUAGUUGAUAAUGUGAACUGGGCAUCUGGGUAACAUUGCAUAACAUUACUGACUCCAGUGAAUGAACUGCAUAAGAGACCAUGACCAAUUUAGUUAUUUUUACUGCGGUCAGCUAGUCUAAAUAAAGAUUUGUACCAAAACUGGAUCUCUUCAAUAAAUGUACAUGUAUAUUGGUGCCAAAGUGGAGGAUAAGGAGACUGUACAGUUUUGAAUUGGAAAGAGGAUAUUUCGAAGAUUUUCGGACGAAGGUUACAUUUUCAGUAUCAAACAAGACUGUUCUGUUCGAGGAAAUGGUGUCGUCAUCUUUUGCGUUCAUGGAAUGGGCGGAACUGGACCUGCUGGGGGUAAGGGAGCGGGUCGCCCCUUUAUUGAAGGGUGUGGAGAAAACUGGACCCCGCUUAGUCAAUUUGUUGCUGUAAUGUAAAUAUUGUUAUUCAUGAAAUAA
This is a messenger RNA of Lineus longissimus, 2083 nucleotides long. RefSeq names its product methionyl-tRNA formyltransferase, mitochondrial-like. The transcript has 10 exons. Lineage: Eukaryota; Metazoa; Nemertea; Pilidiophora; Heteronemertea; Lineidae. Gene Ontology annotation, molecular function: methionyl-tRNA formyltransferase activity. The record is from RefSeq and is a predicted model, not a curated record. Gene Ontology annotation, biological process: biosynthetic process; conversion of methionyl-tRNA to N-formyl-methionyl-tRNA. Gene Ontology annotation, cellular component: mitochondrion. Bases 135 to 1496 code for a protein of 453 amino acids.